UCAAAAAUGUCCUAGUUGCAAGUCGAGCAAAUAUAAUAAUCCUCAACUAAAACUUAUGGUUAAUACGUGCGGUCAUCCACUAUGUGAGAAUUGCGUGGAGGUUCUUUUUGUCCGUGGAUCCGGAUUAUGUGUACAAUGCAAAAUGCCUCUUCGGAAGGCAAAUUUUCGAUACCAGCUAUUUGAGGAUCCGCUUGUUCAAAAAGAAGUUGAACUAAGAAAAAAAAUCCUUAAUGACUUUAACAAGCGGGAAGAGGAUUUUGAUUCUCUUGAAGAAUACGAUCUUUAUCUUGAAAAAAUUGAGCAAAUAAUUUACAAUUUAGUUAAUGACCUUGAAAUCGAAGAUACAAAAAGAUACGUAGAGCUUUAUAAACGCGAAAAUAAGGAUUUAAUUAAAAAGAACAGAGCUAAAUUGUCCUACACAGCUGCAUUCUAUGCCACAGAGUUGGAAAAGGAACAGCUUGUAAAAGCAGAACUCGCUAGGGAAGAGGCUUCUGAAUUAAACGAGUCUCGUCGCACGAGAUUAGCAAAGCAUGAAGAUGCUCUAAGAAGCAUUCUCCCGCCUAGUGUAUUGGAAUCCACCUUAACUGACAACUCUCCUGUAACACGAAGCACCUAA
Protopolystoma xenopodis is the source of this 616-nucleotide messenger RNA. The record is from the annotation of a GenBank genome assembly. Lineage: Eukaryota; Metazoa; Platyhelminthes; Monogenea; Polystomatidea; Polystomatidae.